AUGAAGUUCGUGGCGUUUUUAGCUGUUUUCAUUAUCCUGAAAGCCAACGCUAUGGAUGAAGAAUUUUUGAAGUCCACUCGAGCCAAGGUCCGAAAAAUCGCAGAAGACUGUGUCAGCCAAGAAAACGCCCAAAUGAGCGACUUGGACACAAUCAUGGAUUUGAAAAUACCAGACAGCCACGAAGGCAAAUGCGUCUUGUUUUGUACCCACAAAAAAUUCAAUGUGCAAAACGACGAUGGAAGUAUCAAUAGAGAAGGUGCUAUGGAAACUUUGGAAAUCGUGAGAGAUGUAGACGCCGAUUUUCACAAGAAAGCUAUUGAUGCGUUUGACCACUGCAUGCAAACUCCGACUGAACCCGAUCCGUGUCUGUAUUCCGCAUCGCUGUCCAUAUGUUUCCUGAAGAAGGCGAAAGAGGAGGGUAUUCACGAAUUAAUAAUGGAAUAA
Zophobas morio is the source of this 444-nucleotide messenger RNA. RefSeq names its product general odorant-binding protein 19d-like. Gene Ontology annotation, molecular function: odorant binding. The record is from RefSeq and is a predicted model, not a curated record. The coding region runs from base 1 to 444 and encodes 147 amino acids. Lineage: Eukaryota; Metazoa; Arthropoda; Insecta; Coleoptera; Tenebrionidae. The transcript has 6 exons.